Otolemur garnettii (small-eared galago) is the source of this 1455-nucleotide messenger RNA. It is a transcript of the gene BPIFB1, whose product is annotated as BPI fold containing family B member 1. The coding region runs from base 1 to 1455 and encodes 484 amino acids. NCBI's taxonomy places the organism in Eukaryota, Metazoa, Chordata, Mammalia, Primates, Galagidae. Gene Ontology annotation, molecular function: lipid binding. The transcript is spliced from 15 exons. The record is from RefSeq and is a predicted model, not a curated record.
AUGGCCAGCCUGUGGACCUUCACCCUCCUCUGUGGCUUACUGACAGACACCUUGGUCCAAGCUACCCUCAGCCCCCCUGUGCUUCUCAACCUUGGCCCAGAAGUCAUCAAGGAAAAGCUAACACAGGAGCUACAGGACCAUGGUGCCACCGCCAUCCUCCAGCAGCUGCCACUGCUCAGGGCCAUGAAGGAGAAGCCAGCCAGUGGCAUCCCCCUGCUGGGAAGCCUGGUGGACACUGUCCUGAGUAAGAUCAUCUGGCUGAAAGUCACCUCAGCUAACAUUCUCCAGAUGCAGGUACAAGCCUCAGCUGCCAACCAGGAGCUAAUGGUCAAUAUUCCCCUGGACAUGGUGGCCGGAUUCAACACGCCCCUGGUCAAGACCAUUGUGAAGCUGCAGAUGCAGACGGAGAUCCAAGCCGUCAUCCGAGUGGAGACCAGCAAGGAAGGCCCCACCCGCCACAUCCUGAGCAACUGCUCUACAAGCCCUGGGAGCCUGCGCCUGACCCUGCUAUACAAGCUCUCCAUCUUGGUCAACAUCUUAGCAGACAAGGUCAUAGAGCUCCUGGCGCCAGCCCUUCCCCAACUGGUGAAAAACGAGCUGUGUCCCGUGAUCGAACUGGCCUUCAAUGACAUGUACGCAGACCUCCUGAAGAUGGUAAAGGUGCCCAUUUCUCUCAGCCCUGACCGCCUGGAGUUUGACCUUCUGUCUCCUGCUAUCAAGGACAAUGCCAUUCAGUUCAACCUGGUGGCCAAGCUGCUGGACUCAAAGGGAACGGUAAACAAGUAUUUCAAUAACUCUGUGGCUUCCCUGACGAUACCCACCCUGGGCAGCACCCCGUUCAGCCUCAUCGUUAGACAGGAUGUUGUGAAUGCUGUGGUAGCUGCCUUGGUCCCUCCAGAAGAAAUCAUAAUCCUAUUGGACUAUGUGCUUCCUGAACUGGCCCGUGAGCUGAAGGCAAGAAUCAGGGUGAUCAAUGAAAAGGCUGCAGAUCAACUGGGACCCACUCAGAUUGUGAAGAUUCGAACUCAGGAAACCCCUAAGCUCCUGCUGAGCCAAGAUAGUGCCACGGUGGCCCAACUGAUUGUGCUGGAAGUGUUCGCCACCAAUGAAGCCCUCCACCCCUUUUUCACCUUGGGCAUCGAAGCCAGUUCAGAAGCUCAGUUUUACACCAAAGGUGACCUACUUAUGCUCAACUUCAAUAACCUCAGGUGUAAUCGGAUCCAACUGAUGAAUUGGGCUAUUGGCUGGUUCAAACCUGAACCUCUGACAAACAUCAUCACCGAGAUCCUUCUCUCCACCCUGCUGCCAAACCAGAAUGGCAAAUUAAGACCUGGGGUCCCAGUGUCAAUAGUGAAGGACUUGGGAUUCGAGGCAGCUUCAUGCUCCCUGAUCAAGAAUGCCCUUGUGGUCACCCCAGCCUCCUCGCAGAUGCUCGACUCCCCUCUCUCCCAGUGA